Messenger RNA from Ooceraea biroi (clonal raider ant), 4573 nucleotides. RefSeq names its product TIA1 cytotoxic granule associated RNA binding protein Rox8 (gene Rox8). Gene Ontology annotation, cellular component: nucleus. Lineage: Eukaryota; Metazoa; Arthropoda; Insecta; Hymenoptera; Formicidae. Gene Ontology annotation, molecular function: mRNA binding. The record is from RefSeq and is a predicted model, not a curated record.
CCUGUUAUGAAAGCUCGACGGGUGAUACAAAAACACGUGUCUUUCUGCGAAUUUUAACGUUGAUCGUUUCGUUUGUCGCGGGUUGAUUGUGCGCGCGGUGCCGACGCAAGAACGGUCACUGAGUGCCGAGGGUGACGGAGGGCGCGUGACGCAUUUUACAGGCACGCGUUCGUACGCGUCUCGCCGAAGAGAAAGCAAGCCGCGAGCGGCGCGGCGCGGCCAUUUUAUGUUAGUAUGACGUAGAGGCUGGGUGUAGCUUAGCGUUCUUAUUGUCGUGUCGUGCGCGAGGAAAAAACUAACGGCUCGGUAAGUGCUCGAUGCUGGCAGUUAAGUGCACGUAGCACGGCAGCGCGAGUGAUGUGAACCUUCCGUCGCGGUGAACGGUAUUCCCGCGGAUAGCCGUGCAGCAACGCGCGAAGCUUACAGAGCAUCGAGCAGCUUCGACGAGCGGUCGCGGCGAGGGGGGAAAGUGUGCGAGCGAGCGAGCGAGCGAUCAAGCGGACGAAGCGAGCGAACGAGAGAGCGGGCGGGCCCUGCAACGAGUUAGUUUAGUCUAGCUAACGAAAGUCGAAAAGUGAGAGUGUGUUCGCCGCGGCGGUGUGUCCGUAGCCAGCACGCGCGAAUAUGAGCGAGGAAAGUAAUCCGCGUACCCUGUACGUGGGUAAUCUGGACGCCUCGGUGUCCGAGGACCUCCUGUGCGCGUUGUUCUCGCAGAUCGGCGCCGUCAAGGGAUGCAAGAUCAUCCGGGAACCCGGCAACGACCCGUACGCCUUCGUCGAGUUCACCAAUCACCAGUGCGCGGCCACGGCAUUGGCCGCCAUGAACAAGCGCUCCUUUCUCGACAAGGAGAUGAAGGUUAACUGGGCGACCAGUCCGGGCAAUCAGCCGAAGCUCGACACCAGCAACCACCAUCACAUAUUUGUCGGCGACCUCUCGCCGGAAAUCGAGACGCAAACGCUCAAGGAGGCAUUCGCGCCCUUCGGCGAGAUCAGCAACUGCAGGAUCGUGCGUGAUCCGCAGACUCUGAAAAGUAAGGGCUACGCUUUCGUGUCGUUUGUCAAGAAGUCCGAGGCCGAGGCGGCGAUCAGCGCUAUGAACGGUCAGUGGCUCGGCUCGCGCAGCAUCAGGACGAACUGGUCCACCAGGAAACCGCCGCCGCCGAGAUCCGAGAGACCGAGACACUCGAACAAUAGUAAACCUAAUUACGAUGAGGUAUAUAACCAAAGUAGUCCGACCAAUUGCACCGUAUAUUGUGGAGGUUUCACGAAUGGCAUCACAGACGAAUUGAUAAAGAAAACGUUUUCCCCGUUUGGUACCAUUCAAGAUAUAAGAGUAUUUAAGGACAAAGGAUACGCUUUUAUCAAGUUUACAACUAAGGAAGCAGCAACGCACGCCAUCGAGUCUACGCAUAACACGGAAAUCAACGGUAGCAUCGUUAAAUGUUUUUGGGGGAAGGAAAACGGCGAUCCUAACAGUGUGGGUCCUAAUGCCAAUCACCAAGCUCAACAGGUGACAACAGGAGCUGGACAAUACGCCUAUGGUUACGGUCAGCAGAUGGGCUACUGGUAUCCACAAGGCUAUCCCCAGAUGCAAGGGCAGUUUUUGCAACCUCAGUACUAUGGUCAAUACUAUGGACAACAAGCUCAAUACAUGAACAGCAUGAGGAUGCCCACUCCGAGCACGGGUGCUUGGCAACCGACGCAAGCUACUGCCGCUCCUCCGACAGCAAGCGCGCCCUUGCCACCGGGCCAGCCACCUACCAUGGUAACAUACGCCACUAUGCCACACCAAUACCCUACGCAAUGAAGUUGUUCAUUGACCAGCUAAUUGUUACGUAUGACGUUACGUAUAGUUGCCCCAGGGGCUAUCGCGAAAACCGUUCUGUCAUAUACCUACUCCAACAUAUGUAUUUAAGUUUUCGGUGAUAUAGGCGUGUAGGAUAAUCGGUUCUGUGACUAUAACAUAUAAUUUCACACGUGACAAAAAAAAGAAAACGGAUGAAAAAGGCAAGACACGUAAUCGGUACAGGGGAAUCUUCUUUUUUUCUUUUUGCGUUGCGUAAAAGAAUUUGUUUGAGGUACAAAAGAUUUAUUAUUUUCUGUUUUACGUUCUCGCCGUAGGAAUUACCUUGAAAUUGGAACGUAGUUAACAUUGACGGUGCUUUUCGACGAAACAGUUGGUAUGUAUAAUGCGACGAUAUGGAGAUUUGACAAGGAAGUUUUACAAUUUUCACUUGCACACACGUGCGAUGUUGAACCAGGUAUAUCGCCGAACUCUUCCUUUACGGCCCCUGAAAAAAAGCAAAAAAACAAAAAAAAACAACCGAGCCCCGCACUCGUUGUGUGCUGCGCGAGUAACGUACGUAUGCGGCAAUUGCGUUGUUGAUACCUUUUUAAUAUUUUUGCCACUGACGUCCGGAAUCCCCUCAGUUCAAUCUCGAAUCAUGAAUGAACGCGAUGUGUGACAAAUGUAUUUGAAGUAAAUACAAAGAGUACGGGAUGUACUACUGCUACGGAUAUAGUUAAUAAGGUAGAAAAAGCGAUUAGAUAGAUAUGGCGCCUGUGAUGUAGCUAGAUUUUUGGAAGCGUUUAUGCUGAGGCGCGUGCGGGGCUCCUUCUAACAAAUAAACUGUACGAGAGUCGAGUAACGAGUUGUAACUUUUCUCGUUAUGUGAUAUUUAUCGUCGGUGGUUAAUGUAUAAAACUUUGCUAUGAUUACCUUCAAAGCAGGGUGAUAACAAGAAAAAAGAGAGAGGGAGAUAGAGCGAAAGAGAGAAUGAUAAUUUUUGCUAUGGGUGUCAGUGGAUCAAGAUUCCCUUGUGCGAAUGCGAGCUCAAGCAUAUUAAUUGCUACACGAUGCUGUACAUUAACGCGACACACCGAUUCACGUUCUUUUUUUCUUAUCGUACGUCUCGUUGCUUGCUUGUCACCGUAUUUCCGGCAUUUCGAAUCUUUUGUGGGGGUUUCGUUGUUUACGAUACGCUUAAGUGUGUCGCAUCACAAAACUCUUUGCUAUGAUUUUAAAUGGAACACUUUCGAUCACGCAACGGAAAGAUAACGGACGCGUAGCGAAGUACGAAGAAACCGAUGAUCGAGGUUUUCGUCAUUAAUGUACUUCAUCUCACGCUGUAAAUAAUAUUAGUGACUCCUCGCCGUUUGUAUAGACGACCUAGCCAAACUGAAGAGUAAUAAAUGUAAGUUAAGUAUAUAUAAUGAUAACGGUAACGAUAAAAAAAAAAACGGAUACUUCCAUCGGGAUAUAUCUCUCAGUACGGGACGAGUCACUGAUAUAUUUUGAUGUCGGGAUUAAGGCACACGAAACAUUGAGGAUUGCAAGCAAAUAAUACAUGUGCACUUGUUUGUAUUUUCGUAAUUGUUAAGUGCGCGAAUACCGGCAAUUAAAUCUUUUCCUAACGUGAACGAUUAAUCGAUUGACAAUCAACCGUGGCAUAAUGCUUACACUUGUCUGGAUUCUCGAAUAUAUAUAUAUAUAUAUAUAUAUAUAUAUAUGUUCGAGACGAUUCGAUUUCUUCGUGUCUUCCAAGCUAACACGUGAUGGAAGUUUGCAGCACAAUUAAUGAUAGUUUUCUUUAAUGUCCUUGCUGAUCAUUUAGGGCUCGGGUGGUGGUCGAGUUCUCGAUAUACCGAUUAAAACUUAGCCAGAUGCUAUGCAUGACUCUCAGACUUGGUCUGAGAAUAUCAACGCGCUAAUAAAUGUAUAUAUCAUUACCGUUCUUAUUUUUGCGUAACAUCUCGAUUUUGAUCGAAUGCAGGUAGGAUUUGGUAACAGUUAUAAUCAACUAAUCAUUUUCAAAGUACAACGAGUAUUUAAUAUGCUUAUUUUGCAAUUAUAAUUAAAAAUUUUAAAUUGUAUUUAGGCUACAUAACUUAUUAAUUAUUUAACUAUACCGGUAUGUCCGUAUGAGAUAUAUUGAUAUUAGUGUCUUUAUUGUUGAAACGCACGAGCCCUAUAUUGAUUUACACAGUUGUUUUUGAGGAAACAGUUUUUAAUUUGCCGGAUUUCGGUUUGUGUGCAUGAUUAUUGCAUUACGUCAAUUUCAUCAUUGUGAAUAACUCUGAAAUGUAUCUAUCGUUCCGAUGAAGUAAUGCUUACCUAAUUAGAAAUAACGAAGCAUUAUCUUAUUUUAUAUCGCGAAAUUCUGUGAGAGGAACAAAGUGUAUUAAUUCCGAUAACGUUUGACAUGCGAGAAUGCGUACACCUCACUUUACCACCGACGGUAAAAUGCCAUACAACUUUCAAAAUCAAUUUGUAUAAAGUCAGAGAAUACGAGACGAAACUAUACGAGAUAGGGGAACGAGUAAAAACCGGGCGCGGUAAAUAAUCCGAUUGGCUGCGAUGAAUGAACGGACGUAGAGCCAAUUUAAGGGAAACGAACUUGAAUGCGACGUAAUCGUCGGAAACCGGAAAAGAAAAAACAAAACUUGUUAUAUAAAAAGUAAUUUAGGUACGGCAGGGUGUCGAACCCUCAAAGAUACUUAGGAUAAUGUUAUCUUAUAAUAAAAACAAAUUAUCCUUUGAAUGAAAAGAAGGAAUAAAUAUUUAAAAUACACAA